AUGCGUAAGAUUAACCUGUUGUUGAGGAAGAAUAAGCGGGAGUUGGAGAGACUGUUGAACCAGCUCCAGCCGUUGAAGAAGAAGACAGAAGGGCUUGUGAAGAAACUGGCCAAGGCUGGGGACUAUAAGCUGGCAAAGAUUUACGCUAGAGAGCUUAUCAACAUAAAUAACCAGCAUAAGAAGCUUCAUCUUCUGAAAACUCGUCUUGAGUCUAUCACCAUGUCCAUUAAUGAGCAAUGGCAGAUGAGGAAGAUGUCCCAGUCCAUUCAGCAGCUGACAGGUAUUAUGAAAGAUGUCAAUGCAUUGACCAAUAUUGGUGUUAUCACGGGCACGAUGCAAGAGUUGUCGAAAGAGUUAAUGAAGGCAGGUAUCAUCAACGAGAUGAUGGACGAUAUGGUGGACUUGGACGUGGACGAGGAGCUUGAAGACGAGAGCCAGGAGGAGGUCAACAAGAUCAUAGAAAACCUCACUGAAGACAAAUUCUCCAAGAUUGACUCUGAGGUGCCUCAAACAAGCAUGCCUGAGCAAGAAAUCUCGGCGCCUGUGGAGGAAGAGGAAGAUACAGAGGCUUUGGACGAGAUGAGACAGAGAUUGAGGGAACUACAGGAGUAA
Candidozyma haemuli is the source of this 612-nucleotide messenger RNA. It is a transcript of the gene VPS24, whose product is annotated as ESCRT-III subunit protein. NCBI's taxonomy places the organism in Eukaryota, Fungi, Ascomycota, Pichiomycetes, Serinales, Metschnikowiaceae. The record is from RefSeq and is a predicted model, not a curated record. The coding region runs from base 1 to 612 and encodes 203 amino acids. Gene Ontology annotation, biological process: endosome transport via multivesicular body sorting pathway; protein transport; late endosome to vacuole transport. The transcript has a single exon. Gene Ontology annotation, cellular component: ESCRT III complex; multivesicular body.